AGAGAGAGAGAGAGAGAGUGCGCAUGCACUUCUUACUCUGUCUUACUCCCAUUAUUCGCGAACUUCAGCCGAAAAACAGCCUGCUCUGUCUAUUCGUACUACGUUUGUGUGCAUACCACGUAACAUCGAAGCAAUAAUAUAUUGCAAUAUUAGAAGUAUCAUCGAAUAUUUUAUGUUUAUUCUGUGUAAUAAUUUUCCUAUAGAUCUGUUCUCUUUAAAGAAUUACUAUUAUUGUGGUCACGAAAAAUUAAUUCCGUUAAUAGUGAGAACCGGCGAAAAUGGGUUAGUGGUUGCCGGCUUUGUCCUCGUGACGGGUCCGGUAUAACAAAAUUGUAAUCGAGUUUACAUAUUUGAUAUUUUGCAUUCAUUUGAUGUGCUUCUAAUUCACAACGGAAACACGAGUCAAGUGAAAAUGGCAUCGCAGGAGAAUGUCCAAAGCAGUCUGCCCGACACACAAAAUACGGACGCUGUUUUAUUGACACAAUCCCAAUCACAAGAUGGGAUGAGCAAUCAACAAACAUUAACUGUCUGGGGAAGACUGUGCGCAUUAAGACCAUUUUUCCAAAAUUUAAGUAUGUCUGGAGAUAUGUAUACUGUGGGGCGUUGCGAGACUUGUGAUAUUCGCCUGACUUCAAAAAUAAUGCGUGCAAAUUGGUUGAGUGUAACCAGUAAGAUACACUUUCGCAUAUAUAGAAAACUUAUUAGUAACACAAAUGAGACUGUGGUGUAUCUAGAAGAUAUGAGCCAGAAUGGAACCUAUGUUGACAAGAUCAUAGUUGGUCGUGGAAAACGUGUCAUUAUUGACAAUAACUCAGAAAUUUCACUGGUUAAAUCUUCAUGUAAAGUUUACAGAUUUGAGAAUAUGAUUAUGCCCGAACCUAACAACUUACCACCAGAAAUAAAACAAAAGUAUGCACUAGGCCGUAAACUAGGAUCUGGUGCAUGUGGAGAAGUGAACCUGAUAUUUACAAAGGAUGGUACUGAAAAAUUUGCUAUAAAAACAAUACAGAAAUCUGAUUUUAAUAUCAAUGGAAAUGUCAAUCAUCUUAAUAACCCUGAAAAGAUUAAGAAUGAAGUUGAAAUAUUAAGAAAGUUGAAACAUCCUUGUAUUGUUCAAAUGAAAGAUAUUUUUGAUACACCAACAACAGUGUAUAUUGUGCUUGAAUUAAUGGAAGGUGGAGAGCUUUUUGAAAGGAUAAGAAACAGGGGCAAGUUGUCUGAAUCAAAUACAAAACAUAUAUUUUAUCAAGUUAUACAUGCAGUUCAUUAUUUGCACAAGCAAGAUAUCACACAUAGAGAUUUGAAGCCGGAGAAUAUACUGCUAGCAGACAAUUCCGAUAUUACUGUAGCAAAAGUAUCCGAUUUUGGGCUUGCAAAAUUAGUAGAUGCUAGAACUAUGAUGAAAACAUUUUGUGGGACUCCUAUGUAUGUUGCACCUGAGAUUAUAAAUAACCUUGGACGUAUGUCUUAUACAAAACAAGUCGAUGUGUGGAGUCUAGGAGUGAUACUGUACAUUUGCUUAGGUGGUGUAUUACCUUUUAAUUUACAAAGUAAAAAUUAUACUUUAGAACAACAAAUCAGAAGAGGAAAGUAUGUUUUCCCUGACUUGUACUUUGGACACGUAUCACAAGAAGCUAUAGAUCUGAUCAAACGUAUGAUGACGGUAGACCCGGACAAACGCAUAACAGUUCAACAGAUUUUACUACAUGCUUGGAUGAAAGAUUCAAAUAUACGAAGGGCUGUAAACUCGUUAAUAUUUCCGGAAAAUAACGAGAACAUACCAUCCUUGAAUACCUGCAGAAAACGUUCCGAGGUUUAUUCGCCCCCAGAGGGUAUAAAACGUACGCGGCUUAACGCGUGAAAGAAUAUCCUUAACAGGAAGUAUAAGAGAAAAUAUUUCGAUGUUUUCCAAUUGAAAGGAAUAGUACAAAAGAAACAUUUAACAUUUUUGUUUAGUGGGAUUAGAUGUUUCAUCGAUUAUUUUGUGAUUUCGUAAAUGGUUACCUACUUAUAUAUGAUCUCCACUUUGAUGACAACUAUAUCUAUAAAUCUCUAAGAUACAUACUUGAAUACCAAAACAUUGUAUUUAAUAUAUCUACAAGGAUCUUACAAAGAAAAAAAAAAUAC
This is a messenger RNA of Harpegnathos saltator (Jerdon's jumping ant), 2127 nucleotides long. RefSeq names its product myosin light chain kinase A. The coding region runs from base 413 to 1861 and encodes 482 amino acids. Gene Ontology annotation, biological process: protein phosphorylation. The record is from RefSeq and is a predicted model, not a curated record. Gene Ontology annotation, molecular function: protein binding; protein kinase activity; ATP binding. The transcript is spliced from 7 exons. NCBI's taxonomy places the organism in Eukaryota, Metazoa, Arthropoda, Insecta, Hymenoptera, Formicidae.